ACCAAAGGUCAGGAAGAGGGAAGACCAUAACCGUUAGGAUCUUAGACCGGGAGGAGUACAAUAAGCUAUCCUCCUUCUACAUUCUGCUUGAACCCCCCCAGUGGAGACGAAACAGGAAGGAACAGACAGAGGAACAGCAGAAAGACGAAGAAGUGGAAGAAGAGCCGCUGACAGGAAAAGAUGAAGAGGAACGCCGCAUAGCUGAAAUGGGCCGUCCAAUGUUGGGAGAUCAUGUCAAACUGGAGGUGAUCAUCGAGGAAUCAUAUGAAUUCAAGAACACAGUGGACAAGCUGAUAAAGAAGACCAACCUGGCUCUGCUGGUGGGAACCAACAGCUGGAGAGACCAGUUCAUAGAAGCCAUCACUGUAAGCGCAGGGAGCAAAGUGUACUGGAGUCUAAUUCCUUGUUCGCGUGUACAAACACGGCCAAAUAAAGAUGAUUCUGAUUCUGAAAGCAGAGGUGAAGAUGACGACGAUGAGGAGUGUGGGGAGGAGAAGCUGCCCUCGUGUUUUGACUACGUCAUGCAUUUCCUCACUGUAUUCUGGAAGGUUCUGUUCGCCUUCGUGCCGCCCACAGAGUAUUGGAAUGGCUGGGCCUGCUUUGUAGUCUCCAUCUGCAUGAUCGGACUGCUCACCGCUAUCAUUGGGGACCUGGCCUCUCACUUUGGAUGCACAGUAGGCCUGAAAGACUCUGUCACAGCAGUAGUAUUUGUUGCAUUGGGAACCUCAGUACCAGACACAUUUGCCAGUAAGGUAGCAGCUAUCCAAGAUCAGUAUGCAGAUGCAUCCAUUGGUAAUGUGACAGGCUCCAAUGCUGUCAAUGUGUUUCUGGGCAUUGGGGUGGCGUGGUCCAUUGCUGCCAUCUACCACAACAGCAGGGGUGAGGAGUUCAGGGUAGAUCCUGGCACGCUGGCUUUCUCGGUCACACUCUUCACCAUCUUUGCCUUUAUCUGUGUCGCCAUGCUGAUGUACCGACGGCGACCAGACAUUGGUGGAGAGCUGGGUGGGCCCCGGACUGCGAAGGCCCUUACCACCAUGCUGUUCGUUAGCCUGUGGCUCCUCUACAUCCUCUUCUCCUCACUGGAAGCCUACUGCCACAUCCAGGGCUUCUAAGAUGAUAGGAGAUGUUGAAGAGAAGGGUGGGACAAAGCAAGAAAACAUGGAGGAAAAAACAAGGGGGAGGUGGAUGAAUGGAUGAAUUUGGAUUUAGGAAUUAAGGCUGUCUCGUUGUUCUAGAAGUCCCCCCUUCAGCAAUAGAUUUAAUGAUAGAUGAAUGGAUGGAUGUACAGAUGAAGGAGUGCACAUUUAAACAGAUAAAGACAGAAUGGAAAGAGGUACAGAUGCAUGGAAGGAUAACAAAAAACAUGAGAUUAAUAGGAAGCGAAAUUAUCCAGAACGGUGGAAGCUUAAUGAGAAAAGGAAAAAAAUCAAAGCGUCUCACUCUAAAAGUGCAAACCAAUCAAGUCAUCUUAUUAAACGUGUCCCAACUGGCUCGACCUUAUAGAAUUACAAUGAAUUUAAACACUUGGACUGAGGUUAAAACAGAGGUACGCACCAUAAAAGCUCCUAUUGAGAACGAGUGGUUUCAGCAGGAGCCCUCUUUCAGUGUAGUGCAUCGUAUCCAAACACUGUAACAGGCAGGAGUGAGACAGACAAAGAAAGAAUAACUUUAUCAGUAUGUGCAUGCAUGACCAGACAAUACUGAAAACAUAAUCAGAAGAAACCGGAUACAUUGCCACAAUUGUUUCAUGACAACUAACUGUGUGUGUGCUGGUGUGUAACAGUGGGUGUCCCUGCUUGUGUGUUGUGGGAAGAUGGUCAAGUACUGUGAAAAAAACCGCCUCUCGUCUUGCUCUCACUGCGUGAGGCGAGAUAUGCUUUCGUGUUCGAGGUCUUUUUCACUCUCGCUCUCCCAGCCUGUAGAAAUGCCGAGUAUGACUUUCGCAGGAGAGCAAAUUCAGUGAGAUGAAAUGUUUUAAGCGUCACUGAGGUUCGAAUUGUAAAUAUAAAGAGCUGAUCGUACAUUACAGCUUCACGGUUUUCCUUCUGAAUGUCUCGGUUACGCCAUGCGCUCCUGAUCGGACCCUCUUUCUGUUGCUUUAUACUGUAAAUGUAAAAGAAUUAAGGACUAAUUUGAACCAAGAAGUGGUUAGUGUGCUUUUACCUUUAAUAAGGUCAUGUCUGAGAAGACGAAAUGGCCACUCUACCGUCGAAAACUGUUAGAAACUAUUAUCACUGCAUAAAUAUCUAGGUAUUUUUGAUUUUACUAUGGAACCACCUGGUGUUCCACCUGUGGGAUUGCCGCCAUCAUUUCUGAAUCAUAACUUUUAAAUAGCCUGAAAAUUCUAGCUAGCACCCAUUAUAGGCCUUCUUUUCCUUCAUUUUCUGCCACUUGGUUUACUUAACAGCUUCAGUCAUUAUCUCUGUGCAUCGCCAACCUGGCUGGUCGCUGGACCAAUCAAAAUCUUCAAGGGCUUUGUAAUAACCACUAAUCCCUAACCCUGACCCUUGAUUUAUAAUGUUUCACAUAGAUUGGUCGUUAAGGGGAAUAUUUAACAGGCGCUUAUAUUGGUAAACCUUACACAUUGACUUCUCAGUUAAAAGAGCUUUGCUUCAAACUAGCGCAGGGCUACAUGAGAUAAUAGCUGCACGUCUUUGUUAUGUUACCACACCAGGCAUCAAGAAUUUCCUAGAUAUUGUAAAAGCAACCUGCUGCUUCUAAGUACUCAUUCAGACAAGGCUUCAACUUUUCAUUCCAAAAAACACUACUAGUCAAAAACAUUUUACUCAUAAUAUGUCUGGAUGACGAAGGCCUUAACCUAAAGAAAGCAAUUACCAUCUGGCUUUGUCAUAUUUCUUUAUUCAAAGGUAAGUUGCUUUCAAACAAAUAACCUUAAUGUGAUCUGUGGGAUUUACUCAUUCUUGUUGAACUUGACACAUUAGUUCAGCUGCCAGUUUUCAGUCUUAACACAAAAGCCAUCAGAUAAAGGGAUAGCUGAAAAUGAUUUUCUGUUGGGCAGGACGUCAGCGUAGAGGACGGGGUAAAUGUGGACAUGUAACACAGGUUACAUCUAAUCUCAGACAGCCUGUGUUUGACAAGCUCACACCGCUUUCAGGGCAAUAACAGAAAGCUAACAGGGAUACAGUUACAACACUUGUCCCCACAAAUCUCCUCCUGCUGUGGAGUAUAUAGCCCAGUGUUUUAAUUCUCAGUAGCCAGGUUACCAUGGUAGUCCACCCUGGUUAAAAGCUAAUUAACUCCUAAAGUCUAUAAUCUCUCUUUGUGACAUGGGCACAAACAGUCUCUGUUAUUCUAUUAUAUAUGUAGCAUACUUUUGUUAGUUUAACAAUGUAAACUGAUCUUAAAUUAUUACCACUGGUCUGUGUGCAUGAUGUGACAGGGGCCCACUUGGACUUAUUUAUCAUCCUAAUAGUGUGCUAGUAGCUUAAAAGGACACCGGGGCAUAUGAAACACUACGUCUACUGCGUGCAGACCAAACUAACUGCCAGAUCGUAAGACUCACAAACUAAAAUUCCAAAACACUAAAUGUCUGGAAAUCUUCUGCUUUCUGUAAUUCAGUAUUAGACAGACAACAAAUCGAUCCCAAAACCUCGAACACCAAGGGCCCAGAAUUAUGUACAUUUUAAAGCCUGUCUCGACUGUCAGAGAAGUUUAGACUUCAGACUGUUAACUAUUGCAACAUUCAGCUAAACUCACAAAGAUCUCAGCAUACACGUAACUUACAGUAUAUGUAGGCAUAAUAAAAGUCCAUAAGUCCAGAAUUCCUCUGCUUCUAAUGUGUUUUUUACUUGAUGUAUAUGAUAAAUUGUAUUUAUAAUGUCAUCUGUAAAAGUAAGUAGUCCGGACUAGAUGUAAUCCAUUUUAAACUUGGCAGGAUUCUUGUAAAAGGCAGAUUUUAACCCCUGAGAAAGUAGACCUGGGCUGGCUUAGAUUGGAUGAGUUUGGCAAAUCCAGAUAAUUGCAACAAUAUAAAUACUCUGAAUAUAGCUUUUGAAAAAAUUAUUAAUUACACAACAACACUAGGAUGAAAAUUUGAGAAGACAGUGCUACAGAAACAUGGCUUUGCUGCUGCAGUUUUGUUUGUUGUACAGUUUGAAAACUACUAAGAAAAGACAUUUGGUGUAUAUGUCGUUUGAUAGCUGCAGUAUAAUGAGAUAUUGCAUUACUUGCAUUUGUCAAACUCAGCACAAUCUGUGGCUCAUCAUUAGAGUAGCUGUUCUUAAGUGAAGGCCUUGGAGUGGCAGUUUACCCCUGUUUUGCCAAAGGGAAAACUUUAUAUCAGAUAUUAAUGUUUGCAGUCCAAUCUGUAAGGGGUUUUCUAACCAAUGGAUCUUUCUUAAAACACCAAAUAUAAUUCAUAUUUCAUUAGUAAUCUGAAAAGCAUUAAAAAAGGCUUGAUGUUGUUUUAACAGAACUCAAAUCUUUUUAUUUAAAUUUGUAUGUAUUUGUCUCUUCACUGGCACGAGCUGAGGGUUUAUACACUGUAAAAAAACUAAAUUAUGCUAGCUUGCUUUUAAAAAAAAAAGAAGGAAUAACGAUAUUAAAGCUGUAUGCAUCACUUUUUGAGUACCUUCAGUAGGUAUUGUCUUUGAUAUUGCUAAAUCAUGUUGGAAUUACUUAAAAUGUGCCAGCUGCCUAAUAUUUUGAGGUGAACUCUAGCGUGAGCAGGAAUCAAAUGCUUGCAAAAAUGCAGUUUCGUGCAUUAAAUUUAUGGCUUGUAUUUUUUUUUUUUUUAAAUGCUAAAAGUUUUCUUUUAUGGGAAUUUAGCUCUUUUGCUGCACUGGCUUUGCUGCACUGGCGUUGCUGCACCGUCUCUCUGGGUGUAUUCACUUUGGCUUAAGAGCUAGUCUGACAUGAACCUUAUUGGCAGAUUAAUGACAGCUGUUCAGAGUUUGAAACAAGGCUGGAAACUAAACAUUGUUAGCUGUUGUUUAGCUAAAGACUUUUCUUGGCUGUACAUCAUCAAAUAUUAACUUUCUGGUUGAAGUUAACUUUUUUUUUCUAUCUGCAACUAGCAACUUUCCUGCAAAGACUGUAAAGCAAUUUGUUCCAGCUCAAGUCACAAUAACGCUUGAGUCCAGCUUCGUGCUUUGGUUUGAAAUUCUGCAUUUUAAAGGGUCAAAAGUUAGCCAGGUCAUCACUGUAUAUAUUAACACUAACAGCUAGUAAGGAGUAGAAAAAUGAGCUGUAGAUUGCAUUUGUUUUAACUUUUGUUCUUCUGUGGUGGGGUUUGAAACAGAAUUGGGCAGGUUUUUAAAUGACGGACAAGCAUUGCACUGGUUCUUGUCGCUUAUGUGAAACGGCUACUACGUUGGUUCAUUUACAGAGUUGCUUCUGAUGUAAACAACAGAGAUUGUGUUUUCUGUCUCUGAUUUACACAAUAAUAAUGAUGUACCUGAUGUAAAAAUACAGUGGUGUUGAAUCAGUUGUAAACCAUUAACAAUGUUGAUUCUAAUGUGGGUUCUAAAGGGUUGACGAUAUGUUUGUGUUGCCAUAUUCACUUUUUAACUGACUGUCUGUCUGACAGACCGAGGAAUAAAUAACAGCAACAUCGGACAGACAAAAUGAGCAAAAGGAAGGACAAACGCCCCUACUGGUACAAGCGGAGCAAUAUUUGCUACAGAGAAAAAAAUGUACCGCUGGAAACAAAGGCUACCAGAGCUAUUCUCUACCUUAAAAUGCAACAUUUAACAUGUAGAAAAAAGGUUGGUGAUGUAGAGAAGAAGAAAGAAAAAGAAGAUGACACGAAAGAAGAUGAAAAUAAUAAUAAUAAUUAAAAAAUGAAGUUACAGCCAUAUGUUGAUUUCUGGGUCAGAGAGACUGAUGUGGACUUCUCCUGCCCAGCAUGUGUAUUGUUAUGGUGUCUUUAUCUGUCCCUGUGUCUCUCCACCCUCUUUCUCUAUCUUGCUUUCUCAAUCUCACUGCUGCCAAAGUAACCAAAACAGGCAGUUCUCCUUUUGUUCCGUAUCUUCUUCCCAGCUCCCGUUCUACCCUCUGUCUCCCUAUGCCAUGUUUUCCAUAUUUUGGAAUGUCAAUGUGCUACUUGUUGACACUGUGCAUGAAUGAUAACAUGUCUGUAUAUAGUUAUAGAGAAUUGUAUCCCAUUUCCUUAGUGUUGACUAAAAAAGGUUUGAAUGUUGUACAGAUUCAGGUUUUCCUUUUUUUCUGUUCAGUUACAUUUUGUAAUGUAUGUAGAGCUUAACAACAUUUUGUUUUAAUUUAAACAAAGAUGCGAUGACUCUUUUUUUUUUUUUUUUUUUGGAGUAACUUGCACAUUACUAAUGAAUUCAUCAAGUUUUUUUUUAAAAAAAGGCAAUAUCUGCUGUUAUUGAAUGAGAGAUGAGAUCUUAAAGAAGUUAUGUAUCUUAAAUAAGUAAUCUAUAUGGGAGCUGCAUGGGUUAUUUGUACAAAAAAAGAGACACUGCUUGCUACUUCUAAUACCGUGGCUGUAUUCUCCGACAGAGGAUGAGGAAUACUGUAUGUAUAUCUAAAGGUUAUUUUGUCAUUAAAGAAAUAAUAAUAAUAAUAAUGUGUAUAUACUGUACAGUGUUAUAAGUGAGGUGGACUAUACGACCAUCACACUAACCAUAGAGAAUUAAUUCUACAUAUUUAUUUAAAGGAAACAACAACACUCGCUACACUCAAGAAUGACAUAUAUUGCCUUUUUGGAGAAGUUGUAGUUUGCUUAGAGCUUAUUUCUCUAUCGCUGCCUCACUCUGCCCUCCCAUGCAUCCUCUUUCUUCAUUCUUGGUUGGUUAUUUUUUUUCCUUCCAUCUGCUUCUAUUUACUUUUGUUUUGGCGUUGGAGGCUUUUGAGAUUGCCUUUUGUCAGUGAUUGUUGUUGUUUGAUUCAGACAGCGUUAUGUUUUUAGUUUGUCUUUUUGACUCGUGUCUCACUUAUGGUUGCUUUUUAUGCCCCCUAAAUCAUUAUCUCUAGAACUGCUUCUAUUCACCAACAUCCAAGUAUAGUUAUGAAUAUCUGCCUGUGUCUGCAUCUGAUUUAGUCUCUCAACGGAUAAUUUGUUUGUAUUUAAAUCACCAUCUGUUUUCCGAGCUGUCGAUCAUUUAUCUUGGUUGCUGAAUAAUUCUCUUUUCGUUUUUCUUUCCUAAAUUCUUCCUUUGUGCCAACAAAUUCUGGUUUUUAUUUCUUCACUCCUUCCUUUCAUUCAUCUUCUCUUUCUUUCUCUGUCCUCUUUGCACUUUCGGGGUGUUUCAGGGUUUUUUGUGUUUGUCACUUUGAUUUGAUGUGGGGGUUUUUCUUUUCUUAAUGGAACAGUAACUUUAAUAAUCAUGUUUGUAAUAAUUUUUAAGAUUUGUUUUCUUUUUGCCGCUGUUUCUCUGUGUGUGCGUGUAUUAAUUUUCUUUUCUUUUUUAAAUUAAUUUCUGGUCAAGACCAAAUGAUAGGAGGAAAGUUGUUGUAUGUGUGUUGCCACUAACUGUGACUGCUCUCCAUGGUACAUGGUAAUUCUGAUAAAACCAGUAAAAUAAAGUUUGGGAUACCCUGUUUCAGAGA
Messenger RNA from Haplochromis burtoni (Burton's mouthbrooder), 7533 nucleotides. RefSeq names its product sodium/calcium exchanger 1. Gene Ontology annotation, biological process: sodium ion transmembrane transport; calcium ion import across plasma membrane. The record is from RefSeq and is a predicted model, not a curated record. Gene Ontology annotation, cellular component: axon; postsynapse; sarcolemma. Gene Ontology annotation, molecular function: calcium:sodium antiporter activity. Lineage: Eukaryota; Metazoa; Chordata; Actinopteri; Cichliformes; Cichlidae. The coding region runs from base 207 to 1112 and encodes 301 amino acids. The transcript is spliced from 9 exons.